AUGAGGGCCCCUGCGCCCGCGCUCUGCCUGCUCCUGGCCUGCGCCGGGCUGCCCUGCGGUGAGAGCGGGGUGGUCUCCGGGAAGCGCUGGGUGGGCUCGGCUGCGACCACCGCACCUCCCGGGAACGCUGAGCUGCGACCAGAGCCAGCUCUGGAACCCAGUCUCAGUCACCAGGAGGCGACCAUAGAAGGGGAUGCUCCUACAGUAAUGGGAGGACAGGGGCUGGACACCCUGGACUCCUGGGCCAUGUCUUCCUGGGAGAGGCGGCUCCAUCGGGCCAAAUGUGCACCUGCUUACCUGUUCUCCUGCUUCAAUGGGGGCGAGUGUGUGCACCCAGCCUUCUGUGACUGCAGACGCUUCAAUGCCACUGGACUGCGCUGCCAGAUGGUGUACAACACUGGCCCUGAGCGGGACAGCAUCUGCCGGGCGUGGGGGCAGCACCACCUGGAGACAUUCGACGGCCUCUACUACUACCUCUCUGGCAAGGGCAGCUACACUCUGGUGGGGCACCAUGAACCCGAGGAGCAGAGCUUCUCCAUCCAGGUGCACAAUGACCCUCAGUGUGGCACCUCCCCUUACACCUGCUCGAGGUCUGUCAGCCUCUUCUUUGCCGGUGAGCAAGAGAUCCGUUUGGCCAAGGAGAUCACCCACGGAGGUGUGAGGGUCUCUCUGCCCCGUGUGAUGGGGAGCACGCGUCUUCAGCGGCUGGCCGGCUACAUCAUCGUGCGGCACCAGGCAGCCUUCACCCUGGCCUGGGAUGGUACCUCUGCUGUCUACAUCAAGAUGAGCCCUGAGGUCCUGGGUGGGACCCACGGGCUCUGCGGGAACAACAAUGCUGACCCCCAGGACGACCUGGUGACCAGCUACGGGAAGCUGACAGAUGAUGUGACUGAGUUUGUGCACAGCUGGCAGGAACCAGCCCCCAACCAGCCUCCAGGGCCCUCGACCUUCUCCCCUCCUCGCCCACCGUGCCUGCAGCAGAGCCCAGGAGCCAUGCAGGGUGUGUAUGAGCGGUGUGAAGCUCUGCUGCGGCCUCCCUUUGACGCCUGCCACGCCUACGUCAGCCCGCUGCCCUUCACAGCCAGCUGUAGCAGUGACCUCUGCCAAUCGGCAAGUGAUGAAGCCACCUGGUGCCGGGCGCUGGCCGAGUAUGCUCGGGCAUGUGCCCAGGCGGGGCGCCCCCUGAUGGACUGGAGGUCGCAGCUCCCGCAGUGUGCUGUGCGCUGUAAGGAAGAGGGCUUCACCUACAAUGAGUGCAUUGCCUGCUGCCCCGCCUCCUGCCGGCCCCAGGCAUCCUGUGUGGACAGCGAGAUCGCCUGUGUGGACGGCUGCUACUGCCCCAAUGGGCUGAUCUUCGAGGACGGGGCCUGUGUGGCCCCAGUGGAGUGUCCUUGUGAGUUCCACGGGACCGUGUACCCGACUGGCUCUGUGGUGCAGGAGGACUGCAAUGCCUGCACGUGCACGGCAGGCAGAUGGGUGUGCAGCUCGGCCGUCUGCCCAGCUGAGUGCUCAGUGACUGGUGACAUCCACUUCACCACCUUUGACGGCCGCCGGUACACCUUCCCUGCCACAUGCCAGUAUAUCCUGGCCAAGAGCCGCUCCUCAGGCACCUUCACUGUGAUGCUGCACAAUGCCCCGUGUGGCUUGAACCAGGACGGGGCCUGUGUCCAGUCUGUGUCAGUGAUCUUGCACCAGGACCCUCGGAGGCAGGUGACCCUGACCCAGGCGGGAGAUGUCCUUCUGUUUGACCAGUACAAGGUCACCCCGCCCUACACAGACGAUGCCUUUGAGAUCCGGAGGCUGUCGUCUGUGUUCCUGCGGGUGAGGACCAACGUGGGUGUGCGGGUGCUCUACGACCGCGAAGGGCUGCGGCUCUACCUGCAGGUGGACCAGCGAUGGCUGGAGGACACCGUGGGCCUUUGCGGCACCUUCAACGGCAACACGCAGGAUGAUUUCCUGUCCCCAGUGGGCGUGCCUGAGAGCACCCCACAGCUCUUUGGCAAUUCUUGGAAGACGCUGUCUGCUUGCUCCCCGCUGUCUGCUGGCUCUCCACUGGACCCAUGUGACGUGCACCUGCAAGCUGCCUCCUACGCGGUGCAGGCAUGCAGCGUGCUGACCGGGGGGCUGUUCGAACCCUGCUCCACCUACGUCAGCCCCGUGGCCUACUUCGAGCAGUGUCGCCAGGACGCCUGCCGCUGCGGGCAGCCCUGCCUGUGUGCCGCGCUCGCCCACUACGCCCACCUGUGCCGGCGCCACGGGCUCCCCAUCGACUUCCGUGCCCACCUGCCCGCCUGUGCACUGUCCUGUGAGGCCACCAAGGAGUACAGCCCCUGUGUACACACGUGUGGACAAACCUGCCAGGACCUGGCUGGCCUCGAGGCCUGUGGUAUGGACAGUGGUGGCCACCGCAGUGGGGACGAGUGCGUGGAGGGCUGUGCCUGCCCACCAGAUACCUAUCUGGACACCAGUGCUGACCUCUGUGUCCCCAGGAACCAGUGCUCCUGCCACUUCCAAGGAGUGGACUACCCGCCCGGAGACAGUGACAUCCCAUCUCUGGGCCACUGCCACUGCAAAGCGGGCGUCAUGAGCUGUGAUAGCAGAGCCCCAGCUACUGCCUGCCCAGCAGGCCAGGUGUUCGUGAACUGCAGUGAGCUGCACACGGAGCCGGAGCUGAGCAGGGAGCGAACCUGUGAGCAGCAGCUGCUGAACCUGAGCAUGUCGGCCCGCGGGCCCUGCCUCUCGGGAUGUGCCUGCCCCCAGGGUCUGCUCCGACACGGCGAUGCCUGCUUCCUGCCCGAGGAGUGUCCGUGCACCUGGAAGGGGAAGGAGUAUUUCCCUGGGGACCGGGUCACGUCGCCCUGCCAUGCCUGCGAGUGCCGACAGGGUUCCUUCCAGUGCACGCUCCACCCCUGCGCCUCCACCUGCACGGCCUACGGGGACCGCCAUUACCGCACCUUUGACGGGCUCCCCUUUGACUUCGUGGGGGCAUGCAAAGUGCACCUGGUCAAGAGCACAGCCGACUUCCGCUUCUCUGUGAUCGUGGAAAACGUCAACUGCUACGGCUCAGGCAUCAUCUGCAGGAAGUUUAUUUCUGUCCACGUUGGGAACUCCCUCAUCAUCUUUGACGACGACUCAGGAGACCCCAGUCCUGAGAGCUUCCUGGACGGGAAGCAGGAGGUUCACACGUGGCGAGCGGGAUUUUUCACACUGGUGCACUUCCCACGGGAGCACAUCACCCUCGUGUGGGACCAGAGGACCACAGUACACGUACAGGCUGGACCUCAGUGGCAGGGACAGCUGACGGGACUCUGUGGAAACUUUGACCUGAAAACCAUCAAUGAGAUGAGGACCCCAGAGAACUUGGAGUUAACUAACCCCCAGGAGUUUGGCAGCAGCUGGGCUGCAGUGGAGUGCCCCGAUGCACUGGACCCCCGGGACACCUGUGUCCUGAAUCCCCUCCGGGAACCGUUUGCCAAGAAGGAGUGCGGCGUCCUGCUCAGCGAAGUCUUUGAGACCUGCCAUCCCGUGGUUGAUGUCACCUGGUUUUACUCCAACUGCCUGACGGACACGUGUGGGUGCAGCCGGGGCGGCGACUGCGAGUGCUUCUGCGCCAGUGUGUCGGCCUACGCCCAUCAGUGCUGCCAGCACGGGGUGGCCAUUGACUGGCGGACCCCCCGCCUCUGCCCAUAUGACUGUGACUUCUUCAACAAAGCACUAGGGAAGGGCCCCUACCAGUUGGCCAGCUUGGCGGCCAGUGGCGCCCUGGUGGCCAGGAAGGCGGCAGGAGGUGCGAUGCUCCUAGUACGGACAGAGGAGGUGGCACCGGGGGACAUUGUGAACUUCCUGAUGACCCCGGCCCUGGAUAAGGCCAAGGCACAUGAUCCUGACGCAGUAUCCCUGGAGGCAGCGGACAGGCCCAACUUCUUCCUCCGAGUCACAGCCAAUGGGUCUCUGGAGCUGGCUAAGUGGCAGGCCAGUGAUGCCUUCUACCACCAUGCCACCUUCUCACUGCACCGAGGGACAUGGCAGGCAGGGCUGGUGGCACUGGAGUCCCUGGCAAAGCCUGGCUCCUUCCUUUACGGGUUGGGCCCGACAUUGGUCCUGCGGCUGUACGAACACACAGCGGCCUUCCGCCGGAACAUGCUCUUUCGCCUGCUAGGUGUCAAGCCCUCGGGGGCUGCCUACCCCAUCUGUGAGUGGCGCUAUGAUGCCUGUGCCAGCCCCUGCUUCCAAACCUGCCGAGACCCACAGGCAGCCAGCUGCCAGGAGGUGCCCAGGGUGGAAGGCUGUGUCCCCACGUGCCCCGCCCCCAGAGUCCUGGAUGAAGUCACACAGAGAUGCGUCUACCUGGAAGACUGUGUGGAGCCAGUGGUCUGGGUCCCCACAGAGACCCUUGACAAUGAGACCCAGACUCCCAGACAAGAGCUGUCCACCCCUGGUCCCCAGGAGCUGCCCCUCCCACAGGAAACUCCAACGACCCCUCCUCACAGGCCAGCCCGCCCCACAGCUGUCCCCCUCACCACGACCCUGAGCCCACAGCCAGGGGCCACUGAGGGGCCAGCACCAGCUCCAGGCUCCACCCUGUCCACGCUGCAGCCGUUGCAGGGGCUCCCCGCAUCUGAUCUUCCCGCCCACCCCACGGAGGCCCCGACCAGCCAGGGAGCACCCGAUGGCCAGCCGGCUGCCCUCCACACCCCACCAUCCACAUCCCUCUACCUAUCACCGCAAAAACCCACCCCUGGUCCAGGGCCCAGUGCUAUGGAGACCCUCAGGGUGACCGUGACCCUAACGGAGAGCCGAAACGUCACGGUCUCCUCCCGGUCACCCCCCGUGCCUCGCUUCCCACUCCUGACCAAAGCCGUGACGGUGCCCAGCCCCGGCCCCUGGCCCAUUAGGUCCACGCCCUUGCCGCCCAUCUCCAGCCUGGGGCUGCCAGCAAGCCCCUCCUCUAGGCCAGGGGCUUCCCCAGCAGUGACCACCAGGCCCGCUACCUCCUUGGAGUCCCACAAAGCCCUGCUGACAGCCGCCAUAGCCAAGGUCACACACAGGACAGGGGGACCCCCGGCUACCCUGCCCCAGAGCCUCUCCGCUUCCAGCAGUCCCCCACCCUUGGCUCCUCUCCAUCCUGCCACAACCAAGGGAGUAGAGGUCGCGCCGUCCUCUGAGAAGGUUGAACCCGGACACGGGCAGCCGGAGGGCCUGGCACAGCCAAGCCCCUCUCCCACUGCUCCGCCCCAUCCCGCCCAGCAUACCACCACCACUGCCACCACAGGGGCUCCGGCUCUGCCCCCUGGGGCCCCAGCUGCCUCCAGCCAGCCCACAGUUGCUCAAGGGCUAGGUGCCACCCCCUUGAAGUCCCUGGACUCGACUCGGCCAUCCCAGCUCCUUUCUGGCCUCCCUCCUGACACCAGCCUGCCUCUGGCCAAGGUGGGCACCUCUGCCCCAGUGGCCAUGCCCGGCCCCAAAGGCUCUGGCACCACCCCUCCACGCCAACAGCAGGCCACAUCUCUGGCCAUGGCCACGGCCUCACCUGCUCAGACGCUCAGCCCAGCCCUGUCUCUCAGCCCAGCUGUCAUGGCCCCGGGGCACCCACCCAGUCACACUGCCUCCCAGACAACUGGCAUAGUUCCAGACCUGCUUCUGGGGGUCACACUGUCAACUGCUGGAGUCGUGGCCCCGGCUGAGGGGGUGUCCUCUGCAGUUUCUGUCACCCCAGCAGAGAGCACCACGGGGAAGAGGGCCACGCUGUCAGAGCCAGGGGCUCUGUCCACCUUGGCACAUGGCUCGGCCCAGGGUGGGCCCACAGAGCUCACAGCGGCUCUGGGCCACACGCUUACUGCCUGGGUGACUGAGGCCGAGGGGCCCCGAGCUGGCUCGGUGCCACCAAUGCCCACAUGGUAUGCUCCGAGCCAAGUGUCUACCAGGACCGCCCCUAGGGAGAGCUCGCUGGUUCCACUCCCUCAGCUGGUUGAGGCCCACGGCACUCUGGCAGGCCCUCAGCUCCCCGCAGGGCCAGCGAGAGAGGCCACUACUGAGCAGUCUGGGCGCUCGGCACCGGCCAAAAGCAUCCCCGAGGGCCUGGCUGAGGCCUGGACAGCAGACAUGGAGAUGAACACAUCUGAUGCCUGCAUUCCAAUCGCAGAGCAGGACUGCGUCCGCCACAUCUGUCUGGAUGGCCAGUUGAUCCGUGUGAAUCAGACUCAGCACUGUCCCCAUGGCGCUGCGCCCCCACGCUGUGGGGUCCUGGGCUUCGCCGUGCGGGUGGGCGGGGACCACUGCUGCCCACUCUGGGAGUGUGCCUGUCGGUGCUCCAUCUUUCCCGACCUGAGCUUUGUGACCUUUGACGGGAGCCACGUGGCCCUGUUCAAGGAGGCCAUUUCCAUCCUCAGCCAGAGCCCAGAUGAGAUGGUCACUGUCCACGUCCUCGACUGCAAAAGUGCCAACCUGGGGCACCUCAACUGGCCGCCCUUCUGCCUCGUGAUGCUGAAUGUGACUCACCUGGGACAUCAGGUCACCAUCGGCCGCUUCAACCGGAAGGUGACUGUGGAUUCACAGCCAGUGCACCCCCCUGUGAGCAGGUUUGGGUUCAGAAUCGAGGACACAGGCCACAUGUACGUGAUCCGGACCCCUUCACACAUUCAGAUCCAGUGGCUUCACAGCUCGGGGCUCAUGAUCCUGGAGGCCAACAAAGCUGCCGAGGUCCAGGGCCGUGGUCUGUGUGGGAUCUGUGAUGGUGAUGCAGCCAAUGACCUCACCCUGGAGGAUGGCUCUGUGAUAGGUGGGACUGAGGACCCCGCUCCCUUCCUGGACAGCUGGCAGGUGCCCAGCUCCCUGACCUCGGUGGGCCAGACCCGCUUCCGCCCGGACAGCUGCGCCACCGCCGACUGCUCACCCUGCCUGCGCAUGGUGUCCAACCGCACCUUCAGCGCAUGCCACCGCUUCGUCCCCCCGGAGUCCUUCUGUGAGCUGUGGAUCCAGGACACCAAGUAUGUGCAGCAGCCCUGUGUGGCUCUAACGGUUUACGUGGCCAUGUGCCACAAGUUCCACGUGUGCAUCGAGUGGCGGCGCUCCGACUAUUGCCCCUUCCUGUGCUCCAGUGACUCCACAUACCAGGCAUGCGUGGCAGCAUGUGAGCCCCCGGAAACCUGCCAGGAUGGGGUCCUGGGCCCUCUGGACCCAGAGCAGUGCCAGGUGCUGGGCGAGGGCUGCGUCUGCGCGGAGGGCACCAUUUUGCACCGCCGCCACUCGGCACUCUGCAUCCCGGAGGACAAGUGUGCCUGCACUGACAGUGCAGGGGUGCCACGAGCCUUGGGGGAGACCUGGAACAGCUCGCUCAGUGGCUGCUGCCAGCACCAGUGCCAAGCCCCAGACACCGUGGUUCCUGUGGACCUGGACUGCCCGGGGCCCCGCCCUGAGAGCUGCCUGCGCUUCGGGGAGGUGGCCCUGCUGCAGCCCACUGAGGACCCCUGCUGCCUGGGGGCUGUUUGUGUGUGUAACCAGACUCUGUGUGAGGGCCUUGCCCCAACCUGCCGCCCAGGCCACCGGCUCCUCACCCACUUCCAAGAGGACUCCUGCUGCCCCAGCUAUAGCUGUGAAUGUGACCCAGGCCAGUGUGAGGUGGAACUGGUCCCCAGCUGCCGCCAGGACCAGAUCUUGAUUGGCGGCCGCCUCGGGGACUCUUGCUGCACCUCCUACUUCUGUGCCUGCGGUGACUGUCCAGACCCGAUCCCUGAGUGUCAGGAGGGGGAGGCCCUCACAGUGGCCAGGAACACCACAGAGUUGUGCUGCCCAUUCUACCAGUGUGUGUGUGAGAGCUUCCGGUGCCCCCAAGUGCAGUGUGGCCUGGGCACGGCCCUGGUGGAGGUGUGGAGCCCAGAACGGUGCUGCCCGUACAAGUCUUGUGAGUGUGACUGCGACACAAUCCCGGUGCCCAAGUGCCAUCUGUGGGAGAAGUCCCAGCUGGACGAGACGUUCAUGCGCAGCGUGGAGAACGUGUGCGGCUGCGCCAAGUAUGAGUGUGUGAAGGCCCCAGUGUGUCUGAGCCGCGAGCUGGGGGUGAUGCAGCCGGGCCAGACCGUGGUAGAGCUCUCGGCAGACGGUGUGUGCCACACCUCCCGCUGCACGGACGCGCUCGACCUUCUCACCGGCUUCUACCAGAUCAACACCACCUCCGUGCUGUGUGCCGUCCACUGUGAGGCGAACCAGGAGUACGAGCACCCACGGGACCUGGCGGCCUGCUGUGGCUCCUGCAGGAAUGUGUCCUGCCUCUUCACCUUCCCCAAUGGCACUACCUCCCUGUUCUUGCCUGGCGCGUCCUGGAUUGCCGACUGUGCCCGCCACCACUGCAGUAACACUCCCUUGGGUGCCGUGCUCGUCCGUUCGCCCAUCAGCUGCCCACCGCUCAACGAGACCGAGUGUGCCAAGGUCGGGGGCUCAGUGGUGCCAUCCUUGGAAGGGUGCUGCCGGACAUGUAAGGAAGAUGGGCGCUCCUGCAAGAAGGUGACCAUCCGCAUGACCAUCCGCAAGAACGAUUGCAGGAGCAACACCCCUGUGAACCUAGUGUCCUGCGAUGGGAGGUGCCCGUCUGCCAGCAUCUACAACUACAACAUCAAUACCUACGCCCGCUUCUGCAAGUGCUGCCGUGAGGUGGGCCUGCAGCGGCGCACCGUGCAGCUCUUCUGCGCCACCAACUCCACCUGGGUGCCUUACACCGUGCAGGAGCCCACCGACUGCGCCUGCCAGUGGUCCUGA
Molecule: messenger RNA, 8751 nt
Organism: Echinops telfairi (small Madagascar hedgehog)
Lineage: Eukaryota; Metazoa; Chordata; Mammalia; Afrosoricida; Tenrecidae
Gene: OTOG
Product: otogelin
Exons: 56
Coding region: 1-8751 (2916 amino acids)
Biological process (GO): L-arabinose metabolic process
Cellular component (GO): extracellular matrix
Molecular function (GO): alpha-L-arabinofuranosidase activity; protein binding
Source: RefSeq, a predicted model, not a curated record